AUGAAGGAUGAGCAGGCCCCGCAGACCCCGCAGAACUCGGAACGAGUCACUGUUCUCGGAGGAGGGAGCUUUGGACUGGCCAUGGCCUCCAUUCUCGGCAAGAAGAAGUACCCUGUCAAGAUCUUGGUCCGCACGCAGGAUGCAAUGGACUCUAUCAACAUCCAUCAUCGCUCGUCGACCUACCUCAAGGACGUCACUCUCCCUGACUCCGUCACAGCAACCUGCGACAAGGAAGAAGCGUUGAAGGACGCCACCUUGAUCAUCCAUGCUGUCCCCGUCCAGUACAGCCGCAAGUUCCUCAAGGAGAUGGCCCCCUACGUUCCCAAGGACUGCCCCGUCAUCUGCACCUCCAAGGGUAUCGAGACUGGGACCCUGUGCCUCAUGCAGGACAUUCUGAGAGAGGAGCUGGGGGAUUCCAGGGACUAUGCGUUCCUUAGCGGACCCUCGUUUGCUCGGGAGAUUGCCGUCGGGCUGGCGACAGCCGUCGUGGUAGCGAGUCAGUCGGACACACUUACCAACAGAGCGGCUGAGAUCUUCGGGUGCGAGAACUUCCGUGUCUUCACUAGCAAGGACGUCAUUGGCGUCGAGAUUGGAGGAGCAGUGAAAAAUGUGAUCGCGAUAGCUGCUGGAAUGUGCGAGGGCCUGGGGCUGGGAACGAACGCAGUUGCCGGCCUUGUAACGAGAGGAUGCCUGGAAAUGCAAACCCUGGCCCGAGCUGUUGGUGCGUCGCCUUCUACUCUGAUGGGAUUGAGUGGGGUUGGGGACACCUUCGGGACUUGCUUCGGGCCUCUCUCAAGAAAUCGUAACCUUGGCAUCCGCCUGGGUCAGGGAGAGAAGUUGGAGGACAUUCUCAGUAGCUCGACAGAGGUGGCGGAGGGAUACGCUACAGCGCUCUCCCUAGUGGAAUUCCUUCUGACCAAGAUGCCCCGAUCCUUCAGGAUGGACCUCAAGUUUCCUAUCUUGUUUGGCGUUGCAGAGGUGCUCAAGGGAGAGCGCAGCCCCCGCGAGGGUAUGAAGGACCUCAUGCUCAUGCCGAUCCGGUAG
Messenger RNA from Guillardia theta CCMP2712, 1044 nucleotides. RefSeq lists its product as hypothetical. Gene Ontology annotation, biological process: glycerol-3-phosphate catabolic process; carbohydrate metabolic process. Lineage: Eukaryota; Cryptophyceae; Pyrenomonadales; Geminigeraceae. The record is from RefSeq and is a predicted model, not a curated record. Gene Ontology annotation, molecular function: NAD binding; glycerol-3-phosphate dehydrogenase [NAD(P)+] activity. The transcript is spliced from 9 exons. Gene Ontology annotation, cellular component: cytosol; glycerol-3-phosphate dehydrogenase (FAD) complex. The coding region runs from base 1 to 1044 and encodes 347 amino acids.